UGCUGCUAUGCAGGGCACAGGGCCCGGGCCGGCGGCGUGCGCGUGCGUGUGUGGGUGCGCGUGCGCGGCGCCGCACACCGUCGGUUGGUUGCUUAUUUUGCAAGCGGGAGGGGCCGUGCGCGCUCCUUCCUCGGCUUCUGUCCCCCACCCCCCUUCCCCGGUCCCCGUCUCUCCUUCGUAAAGAUGUCGGACACGGCAGUAGCUGACACUCGGCGCCUUAACUCGAAGCCUCAGGACCUGACCGACGCUUACGGGCCUCCGAGUAACUUCCUGGAGAUCGACAUCUUCAAUCCACAGACAGUGGGCGUGGGCCGCGCGCGCUUCACCACCUAUGAGGUUCGCAUGCGGACAAACCUACCUAUCUUCAAGCUGAAAGAGUCCUGUGUACGGAGGCGCUACAGUGAUUUUGAAUGGCUGAAAAAUGAGUUGGAGCGAGAUAGUAAGAUUGUAGUACCACCACUGCCUGGAAAAGCCUUGAAGCGGCAGCUCCCUUUUCGAGGAGAUGAAGGGAUCUUUGAAGAAUCUUUCAUUGAAGAAAGGAGGCAGGGCCUCGAACAGUUUAUUAACAAAAUUGCAGGGCACCCAUUGGCUCAGAAUGAACGCUGCCUACACAUGUUCCUGCAGGAAGAGGCAAUUGACAGGAACUACGUCCCUGGGAAGGUGCGCCAAUAGGAGCCCCUCACACCACCUGCCCUCUACUUUCCUGCUGAGAUGACAUUGGUUUUUACACUAAGCCUCUCUCUUUGAUCUGAAGUUGGCUGCCCAUCCCCUGGCCUGAUAGACUGUCUGCCACUGUACCCUUGGUACCUCCUGACUACACCUUGUGGCAUUCUGCAAGGAUCUUCUCUGAGAAGUGGGAAAUCACAGGCAGAUGCCCUUUGCU
Molecule: messenger RNA, 883 nt
Organism: Octodon degus (degu)
Lineage: Eukaryota; Metazoa; Chordata; Mammalia; Rodentia; Octodontidae
Gene: Snx12
Product: sorting nexin 12
Exons: 4
Coding region: 184-672 (162 amino acids)
Biological process (GO): endocytic recycling; late endosome to Golgi transport
Cellular component (GO): retromer complex; early endosome membrane
Molecular function (GO): phosphatidylinositol-3-phosphate binding
Source: RefSeq, a predicted model, not a curated record